AUGGGCUUGUGCACGCUCUCGCACACGUUUAAUAGGUGUUACCCCGUGGCUGAGUUUGAGAGAAAAUACAAACGUCUUGGACUGAUUGGCAAAGGGGGCAGAGGGUCCGUCUACGCUGGCCUUCGCCUGGAGGAUUCAUUACCGGUGGCCAUCAAGUAUAUAAACAUGAGGAGAGCUCAAAUCAGACUGAGUGAAGUGGACAGUGUUCCCCUGGAGGUGGCUCUCAUGCAGAAGGCCGGAGGUGAGCCAAAUGCAGUCGGGGUGUUUGCUGCCGUCACCCUCCUGGACUGGUACCUUAUGGAUCAGGACCUGGUCAUUGUGAUGGAAAGGCCACCAGCAUCCAUGAAUCUUGUGGCUUACAUGUCCUGCAGAGGAGGUCGCCUGGAGGAAGACGUGGCCAGGAUUCUUAUGAAACAGAUGGUGGACGCUGCCAUAGACCUCCACAGCAAGGGGAUUUUCCACCAAGACUUAAAAUGUGAAAACACACUGGUGGAAAUGGGAUCCCAGGAGCCUCGCAUCCGGAUUAUUGAUUUCGGCUGUACUUUUGCAUUCGCCCCCCCGGAGUGGUUCAGCAGUAGGAAGUAUAGACCUUCUCCGACCACGGUUUGGCAGCUGGGAACCAUCCUGUAUCGCAUGCUGCACAGGUGUCACUUUGACACCAGACGUUUUACACGGGGCCUCAUUAAGUUCAACAAAGACAUUUCGCAAGAGUGCCUGAAUUUUCUGCAUCUGUGUUUGGAGGAGGACAGUAGCAGACGAGCCACCCUGGAGGAUCUGCGUGUUCAUUCCUGGCUCCUGUGA
Cyprinodon variegatus (sheepshead minnow) is the source of this 801-nucleotide messenger RNA. Its product is annotated as serine/threonine-protein kinase pim-2-like. The transcript is spliced from 7 exons. Bases 1 to 801 code for a protein of 266 amino acids. The record is from RefSeq and is a predicted model, not a curated record. Gene Ontology annotation, biological process: regulation of mitotic cell cycle; protein autophosphorylation; negative regulation of apoptotic process. Lineage: Eukaryota; Metazoa; Chordata; Actinopteri; Cyprinodontiformes; Cyprinodontidae. Gene Ontology annotation, molecular function: protein serine/threonine kinase activity; ATP binding. Gene Ontology annotation, cellular component: cytoplasm.